This is a messenger RNA of Arabidopsis lyrata subsp. lyrata, 1729 nucleotides long. RefSeq names its product putative F-box protein At1g46840. Lineage: Eukaryota; Viridiplantae; Streptophyta; Magnoliopsida; Brassicales; Brassicaceae. Gene Ontology annotation, molecular function: protein binding. The record is from RefSeq and is a predicted model, not a curated record.
CUGGUCUCUAUCCCCGAGGACUUAGCAAAACAAUCAGCAACCCGGAGCAAAAGAAAACUCGUAAGUUAACAUGUCUAUGUUCUAUUUGCCGGAAUUCCCCCAAUAUUAGGAUUGUUUUAGUUUGGAAUCACUUGUAUUGCAAUGGAUUUAUGGAGGGUUACAAGUUUUGGUUUCUCCAUGGAGAAAGACUGGAUUAUGCUAGUACUAGCGAACCAUAUGUUGCAGAUAGCCUAGAAGAACAUAGAACGGAAGUAGAUUUUGGCGUAGAGACUAUUCACAUGGUGAAGGAUGUGUAUAGGAAAAAUAUGCAGUCACUGGGUGAAGAUAGAGUUACGGUGGAGGAACCAAAUUUAGAAGCUCAAAGGUUUUUUGGUAUGUUAGAUGCAGCUAAGCAGCCGCUACAUAGAGGUUAUAGAGAUGGUCAUUCGCCUUUAUCAUCUGCAAGUAGAUUGAUGACCAUAUUUUGUCCGUAAAUCGUCGGUUAUGGGCCUAACCGAUGGAUUAUCAACAGUUUUGUUCGUCGGUUACACGAUGAUUUCUUGUAGGAUAUUCUUUGGAUAAACUCAUAAUUCAGUUGAUGAAUACUUGGAAAAAAAAAAGAUUAAAUAGGAAACUAAAGAUUUUAAAAAGAUCUGCCAGAAAAAAAAAAAAGAUUCUGAAAAGAUUAUAGUAAUUAAAUCUCAGUUUUUUGUAUUCAAGUAGAACUAUAUACCUAGAGAGACUAGAGCAGAACAAUUUGCCAAAUAUGGAUCGCCGUAAAAUCGUCCGACGUAACACACAAUCAUCGACCUCAACGAAUGUAGGCGAAAAUGAAAACACAAAUACGUUUUCCAUCGAUCUCAUUAUCGAGAUACUCUCAAGAUUAUCGUCGAAAUCUAUCGCAAUUUGUUGUUGUGUCUCCAAGCAAUGGUCGUCCUUACUUCGACGUCAAGAUUUCACGGAACUGUUCCUGACAAGUUCAUCGUCUCGACCGCGUCUUUUGUUCGCCGUCGAAUUCGACAGCAAGUGGCACUUCUUCUCAUCCCCUCAGCCUCGAAAUCUUGAUGAACACGUAAGUGUUGUAGUAACAGAUUGCCAUAUGGGUUUCUCUGGAGAUUGGUACAAGGAAAUUUGUCUAUCUGCCAAUGGAUUGUUCUAUCUGAAUGAUAAACAAAUGUUAAAGGGAAAGAUAGAUAGGAUUCCUGUGAUAUGUAACCCUAGCACGGGUCAGCACCUACUUUUACCUAAAGUGAGAGCAAAGAAUGUUGAUUUGAGAAGCUUUUUCGGGUAUGAUCCCAUCGAGAAACAGUUCAAGGUUUUGUGCAUGACCGUGACGAUUUAUAGAAGACAAACUAGCUCCAAAGAGCAUCAAGUUUUGACAUUAGGUAAGGGAAAACUAUCGUGGAGAAAGAUCGAAUGUUUGAUUCCGAUGCAUUAUCCUAACAAGCAGAGCAAGGAGAUAUGCAUCAACGGUGUUUUGUAUUACAUAGCUUGGUCCAACAUGACUACUUUGAUAGCAUGCUUUGAUGUUAGGUCGGAGAAAUUUAGGUUUAUAGAAAUGGACAAUAGUUGUAAGUUACGUUGCAUUUCGACUCUGAUAAACUACAAGGGAAAGUUAGGUGUUCGAGUGUAUGUUAUUGGUAGUGAUGAUGAGUUAUUGGUUCUAGAUGAUAGCAAGAACGAUCAAUGGUCGAAGCCAGGCCCGGCCCUGCUUGUCACUGGUUUGUUUCGAAGUGUUUUCUUCACUUGA